Messenger RNA from Fukomys damarensis (Damara mole-rat), 435 nucleotides. RefSeq names its product histone H2B type 1-B. NCBI's taxonomy places the organism in Eukaryota, Metazoa, Chordata, Mammalia, Rodentia, Bathyergidae. Gene Ontology annotation, cellular component: nucleosome. Gene Ontology annotation, molecular function: DNA binding; structural constituent of chromatin; protein heterodimerization activity. The coding region runs from base 1 to 381 and encodes 126 amino acids. The transcript has a single exon. The record is from RefSeq and is a predicted model, not a curated record.
AUGCCAGAGCCUUCAAAGUCUGCUCCGGCCCCAAAGAAGGGCUCUAAGAAGGCCAUCACUAAAGCGCAGAAAAAGGAUGGCAAGAAACGUAAGCGCAGCCGCAAAGAGAGCUAUUCCAUUUAUGUGUACAAGGUGCUUAAGCAGGUCCACCCGGACACGGGGAUCUCGUCCAAGGCCAUGGGCAUCAUGAACUCCUUCGUCAACGACAUCUUCGAGCGCAUCGCCGGCGAGGCGUCUCGCCUGGCGCAUUACAACAAGCGCUCGACCAUCACGUCGCGGGAGAUCCAGACGGCCGUGCGCCUGCUGCUGCCCGGGGAGCUGGCCAAGCACGCCGUGUCUGAGGGCACCAAGGCCGUCACCAAGUACACCAGCUCCAAGUAAGUGCCUAUGUAGGCACUUCUCAAACCAACGGCUCUUUUCAGAGCCACCCACUUU